Messenger RNA from Trichoderma citrinoviride, 1383 nucleotides. RefSeq names its product glycoside hydrolase family 76 protein. The record is from RefSeq and is a predicted model, not a curated record. NCBI's taxonomy places the organism in Eukaryota, Fungi, Ascomycota, Sordariomycetes, Hypocreales, Hypocreaceae. Gene Ontology annotation, molecular function: mannan endo-1,6-alpha-mannosidase activity. The transcript is spliced from 4 exons. Gene Ontology annotation, biological process: carbohydrate catabolic process; fungal-type cell wall biogenesis. The coding region runs from base 1 to 1383 and encodes 460 amino acids.
AUGAGAUCCUUCGUUCGGCCGGGCGCCCUGGCUGCCCUUGUAGCUGCGGCAGAUGUCGCCGUCGCACAGCAGAGCCCGUUUUCCAUCGCAUCAACCAGCGACAUCAAAAAGACAGCAGCCACCGUCGCCUGGGAUAUGCUCCAGUACUACCAUGGCAAUGAAUCCGGCCAGACGCCCGGUAUCCUGCCUGGCCCUCCGCCUGCUGGCGAUUACUACUGGUGGGAGGGCGGCGCAAUGUGGGGGACGCUCAUCGACUACUGGUACCUCACGGGAGACACGACGUACAACGACCUCACCAUGCAGGCCAUCCAGUGGCAGACGGGGCCCGACGACGACUUCCAGCCGCCCAACGUCACGCUGUCGCUGGGCAACGACGACCAGGGCUUCUGGGGCAUGACGGCCAUGCUGGCUGCCGAGGAGAAGUUCCCAGACCCUCCGGCCGACAAGCCGCAGUGGCUGGCCCUCGCCCAGGGCGUCUUCAACACGCAGGCCAGUCCCGAGCGUCACGACGACACGUGCGGCGGUGGUCUCCGCUGGCAGAUUCCUCCCACAAACCCGGGAUACAGCUACAAGAACAGCAUUGCCAACGGCUGCUUCUUCAACUUGGGCGCACGCCUGGCUCGAUACACGGGCAACACGACAUACUCGGACUGGGCCGAGGACACGUGGGACUGGAUGGUCAAGGUCGGGUUCCUCAACAACGAUACCUAUGCCAUCUACGACGGCGCCGACGUGUCCAACAACUGCACGCAAAUCAACAAGGCCGAGUUCUCGUACAACAACGCGGUGUGGACUCUCGGGGCGGCCUACAUGUACAACCGCACCAACAGUGCCACGUGGAAGAGUCGACUCGAGAAGCUGGUCGACCACGGCCUCGAGACCUUCUUCCCCGACGGCAUCGCCUACGAGCCGUCGUGCGAGGGCGUCGGUACCUGCUCCACGGACAUGCUGUCGUUCAAGGGCUACAUCCACCGCUGGUAUUCCACCAUGACGCAGCUGGCGCCCUUCAUGGCGCCCAAGGUGCUGCCCGUGCUCAAGACGUCGGCCGAGGCGGCCAUCAAGCAGUGCACGGGCGAGCCGCUGGGGCGGCAGUGCGGCUUCAAGUGGAACACGGGCAAGUACGACGGUAGGACCGGUGCCGGCCAGGAGAUGAACGUCGUGGGCGCCGUGUCGUCGCUGCUCAUCAACGAGGCCGCCGUGCCGGUCACGGGUGACUCGGGCGGCACGUCCAAGGGCAACCCCAACGCGGGCAGCAAGCCCAACAGCUUCCAGCGGCCGGAGACGCCGGUGACGACGGGCGACAAGGCUGGGGCGGGCAUCAUCACGCUCAUCAUCAUCGGGUCGCUGUGUACGACCCUCACCUGGAUGAGUAUCGGUGCCUGA